Messenger RNA from Scutellospora calospora, 152 nucleotides. NCBI's taxonomy places the organism in Eukaryota, Fungi, Glomeromycota, Glomeromycetes, Diversisporales, Gigasporaceae. The record is from the annotation of a GenBank genome assembly.
UAGCUAGUGCUAGAACAUUUGUUGCGAAGGUGUUAGGCGAUUUUGCUACUUACAAGGUUUUGUUGCCUCUUGCUCUUUACAAGGUGUCAGGUGGCUUGUUUUACGUCUAUAAAGGUGUGAGUGACUUUUUUUUACUUCGAUCAAAACGUUAG